Messenger RNA from Drosophila rhopaloa, 1330 nucleotides. It is a transcript of the gene Or13a, whose product is annotated as odorant receptor 13a. Bases 1 to 1272 code for a protein of 423 amino acids. The transcript has 6 exons. Gene Ontology annotation, biological process: detection of chemical stimulus involved in sensory perception of smell; sensory perception of smell. Lineage: Eukaryota; Metazoa; Arthropoda; Insecta; Diptera; Drosophilidae. The record is from RefSeq and is a predicted model, not a curated record. Gene Ontology annotation, cellular component: plasma membrane. Gene Ontology annotation, molecular function: odorant binding; olfactory receptor activity.
AUGUUUUACUCUCAUCAAUACAAAUCACUUCGAUUUCCCAUUCAGUGUGUUUGGCUCAAACUGAAUGGCUCGUGGCCUUUAUCGCCAACGUCAACAGAAAAGAGAAGCGAACCUUUUUUUGGCAAAUCAUUUUUUGCCACCGCUUAUACAAUAUGGGCGUGGUACGUUAUAGCUUCCGUUGGCAUAACAAUCAGUUAUCAAACCGCUUUUCUGAUUAAAAACCUAUCGGAUAUUAUAAUUACCACGGAAAACUGCUGUACCACAUUCAUGGGGGUUCUGAACUUUGUCAGACUUAUUCAUUUACGCCUCAAUCAACAGAAGUUUCGAGAACUGAUUAAACAUUUCUACUACGAAGUUUGGAUACCAGACAGUUCGAAGAACAAUGUUGCUGCUGAGUGUCGUAAGCGGAUGAUCACAUUUAGCAUCAUGACUGCUUUGCUAUCGUGCCUUAUUAUCAUGUACUGCGUCAUGCCAUUGGUUGAAAUAGUUUUUGGCCCAGAACUAGACCCACAGGACAGGCCAUUCCCCUACAAAAUGGUGUUUCCAUACAAUGCCAACAAAAGCUGGAUCAGCUAUGUGCUCACCUACAUAUUUACAUCGUAUGCAGGCAUUUGUGUGGUGACCACCUUGUUCGCAGAAGAUUCCCUUUUCGGGUUCUUCAUAACCUACACUUGUGGCCAAUUUCAAUUGCUUCACGAACGAAUCGACAAGUUAUUUACGGAACACAACGAAAACGACGAACAAAUGCAACUAGAGCGCCUCAAAGGAAUUGUACAAAAACAGAACAAUAUUAUAAGAUUCGCAAAUCGCUUGGAGGACUUUUUCAAUCCAAUUCUAUUGGUCAAUCUUCUGAUUUCAUCAGUUCUUAUUUGCAUGGUUGGCUUUCAAAUAAUAACUGGUAAAAAUAUGUUUAUUGGGGAUUAUGUAAAGUUCAUAAUUUAUAUAUCCUCGGCCAUUUCACAAUUGUACGUACUCUGCGAGAAUGGAGACGCAUUAAUAAAGCAGUCCACUUUGACAGCGCAAAUUCUAUAUAGUUGCCAAUGGGAAGUCCCUGCUCGAAUCCAGCCCCACUCGCGUAAAUCGACAGGCAAGGAUAAUAUCCGAAAUCAUCUAUGGUUCAUGAUACUCUGCAGCCAACAACCCGUAAGGAUAACGGCUUUUAAGUUCUCAACCUUGUCUUUACAAAGUUUUACGGCGAUAUUAAGUACAUCAAUGAGCUAUUUCACAUUAUUGCGGUCAGUUUACAUCGAUGACGAAAAGAAACACGGCUAAAUGUUUUGUUAAAUAAGUAUCGAUGAUAAAUAAAUAUAUGUCAGUUAAUACAGUUCAA